UUAAUUGUUGUGUCAAUCAUAAAUUAUAAAAUUUUGUACACCAAUUAGAAGUAAAAUUUUCCAUUAAAGUGUUAGAUGAGGCUAACCUCCAAGGCUCUAACCGGUACCAUAAAGAAGAAGGUUAAAAGCUUAAUAGAGAACAGAAUCAGUUUUUUUCCUUUCCACAUCAACAGAACCAUAUCUGACAAUCUUCCUGUUUUUGUAAAGUACAGUAACAAUGCUAACUUGGCAUUUACACAUGUUCGAAAAACAAAAGGAAACAAAUAUAUUUUAAGAGAGGAACUUCAACAAAUAGUAGGAAAAUCUCCAAUUAAAGUUGAUAAAAAUACUUUCAUAAUUCAAGGGAAUCACAAGCAUAAAAUUAAGGAGUACCUGAAGGGGAUCGGAUUUUAA
This is a messenger RNA of Theileria parva strain Muguga, 393 nucleotides long. RefSeq names its product Mitochondrial large subunit ribosomal protein (Img2) family protein. The record is from RefSeq and is a predicted model, not a curated record. Gene Ontology annotation, cellular component: ribosome; mitochondrial large ribosomal subunit. Gene Ontology annotation, molecular function: structural constituent of ribosome. Gene Ontology annotation, biological process: translation. The transcript is spliced from 3 exons. The coding region runs from base 76 to 393 and encodes 105 amino acids. NCBI's taxonomy places the organism in Eukaryota, Apicomplexa, Aconoidasida, Piroplasmida, Theileriidae.